AUGGAACUCGUCCUCGGUGACAGCGUGACCUACAAGAGCGACGCCUUGCUGGUGAUCUCCUUGGCCAGCUGUGCGAACCGCUGGACAGUACGGGCGAAGAGAUCUGAACUGAGGAAGAAGCGUUCCUGGGUGGUCGUCGGCGACACGCACAAGGUCUCGGUUGCGUUCAAGAACAAGG
This is a messenger RNA of Symbiodinium sp. CCMP2592, 178 nucleotides long. The record is from the annotation of a GenBank genome assembly. Lineage: Eukaryota; Dinophyceae; Suessiales; Symbiodiniaceae.